GGGCAGCAAGAGAGACGGACCUCUCUGGUCUGACUGACUCUCUGCCUCCGUCUCUGCUGUCCUGGGGGGGGAGGCGGCGGCGGGCGGAGAGCGGAGAGCGCUGUGUGCUGACCCGCACGUCCGAGGCGAGUCCCGGGGGCUGGGAUCCAGUCUCGUCUGAUCGACGACCUUUUUUUUAUAUUGAUAUUUUGUGUGGCCUGCGACCUGCAUCCGAGCACAGAGGAGUGACACACAAAAAAAAGUUUGAAGGAUUGUAGUAGCACUUUGAAGAAUAUGGUACAAGUCAUUUUCAAUAGAUAUUUGUAACCUCAUCUUGGAGGGAAACUCAACUUGUUUCGGCACUUAAGAAAAACGUGUUACCAGGAAAACAUGGGAUUUACUGGUAGAAAAUCUACUAAAGGACCGGUUUGUUGGCGGAAGCGGGUUAAGUCUGAAUAUAUGCGCCUUCGACAGCUGAAGCGUUUUAGACGAGCAGAUGAAGUGAAGAGUAGGUUUAGUGCAAAUCGGCAAAAGAUCAAGGAGAAAACUGAAAUUUUGAACCAGGAUUGGAAGCAGCAUCGGAUACAGCCUGUUCACAUCAUGACCUCAGUGAGCACAAUGCGGGGUACCAGAGAGUGUACAGUGGAGAGUGGAUUCCCUGAAUUUUCAAAGCAAAUCAUCCCCCUGAAGACACUGAAUGCAGUUGCCUCAAUUCCAGUUAUGUAUUCCUGGUCUCCACUUCAGCAGAAUUUCAUGGUUGAAGAUGAGACUGUUCUCCAUAACAUUCCUUAUAUGGGUGAUGAAAUCUUGGAUCAAGAUGGGACUUUCAUUGAGGAACUUAUUAAAAAUUACGAUGGAAAGGUGCAUGGAGACCGAGAAUGCGGCUUUAUCAAUGAUGAGAUCUUUGUAGAGCUGGUUAAUGCUCUGACUCAGUACAGUGAUAAUGAUGAAGAGGAUGAAGAUGAUGAUGAAGAUCAGGAGAAUAAAUCUGAGAAGACUGAUGGGAGUGACAUCAAAGAAGAAAGCAAUGAAGCAAGAAAAGACUAUCAGGAUAUCAGUAUGGAUGGUAAAGAGAGUGAAGAAGGGAAAAAAAUGCCCUGUGACAAGAUCUUUGAAGCAAUUUCAUCUAUGUUCCCAGAUAAAGGUACACCAGAGGAGCUGAAAGAAAAGUAUAAAGAGCUGACAGAACAACAACUUCCCGGAGCACUUCCUCCAGAAUGCACACCAAACAUUGAUGGACCAAAUGCUAAAUCUGUUCAAAGAGAACAAAGCUUGCAUUCUUUCCACACGCUCUUCUGCAGACGUUGCUUCAAAUAUGAUUGUUUCUUACAUCCUUUCCAUGCUACUCCAAAUACAUACAAACGUAAGAAUCCGGAGACCAGAGCAGAAACAGAACACUGUGGAUCAGAUUGCUGUUUAUAUCUGGAUGGAGCAAAGGACUUUGCUGUUGCCUUGACAGCUGAGCGAAUAAAAACACCACCAAAGCGCCCAGGAGGCCGAAGAAGAGGUCGUCACCCGAACAGCACAAGUCGACCCAGUACACCAACAAUAAACCUAUCUGAGGCUAAAGAUACAGAUAGUGACAGAGAGGCUGGGACAGAUACUGGAGGGGAGAUAAAUGACAAAGAUGAAGAGGACAAGAAGGAUGAUACCACCAGCUCAUCUGAGGCAAACUCCAGAUGUCAAACCCCUGUUAAGAUGAAACUGACUGCAGAUCUCUCUGAUGUGGAGUGGAGUGGAGCUGAAGCCUCACUCUUUAGAGUUCUACAUGGCACUUACUACAAUAACUUCUGUGCCAUUGCCAAGUUGUUAGGAACCAAAACAUGUAGACAGGUGUAUGAGUUUGCUGUGAAGGAGUCUAAUAUCAUUGCCCGUGUCCCUGCAGAGGAUGCCGAUACACCACCAAGGAAGAAGAAGCGAAAGCACAGAUUGUGGGCUGCACAUUGCAGAAAGAUACAAUUAAAAAAAGAUGGUUCAUCAAAUCAUGUUUACAACUACCAGCCUUGUGACCACCCACGUCAGCCCUGUGACAGCUCUUGUCCUUGUGUCAUGGCUCAAAAUUUCUGUGAAAAGUUCUGUCAGUGCAGCUCUGAGUGUCAGAACAGAUUUCCUGGCUGCCGUUGCAAGGCUCAGUGCAAUACCAAGCAGUGCCCUUGCUAUCUUGCGGUGCGUGAAUGUGAUCCAGACCUAUGCCAAACCUGUGGAGCCGCUGACCACUGGGACAGUAAGAACGUCUCCUGUAAAAACUGCAGCAUUCAGAGAGGGUCCAAAAAGCACUUAUUGCUGGCACCCUCUGAUGUGGCUGGAUGGGGGAUUUUCAUCAAAGAACCAGUGCAGAAAAACGAAUUCAUCUCUGAGUACUGUGGAGAGAUCAUAUCUCAGGAUGAGGCUGACCGCCGAGGCAAGGUGUAUGACAAGUACAUGUGCAGUUUCCUCUUCAACUUGAAUAAUGACUUUGUGGUUGAUGCAACACGCAAGGGUAACAAAAUACGUUUUGCAAAUCAUUCAGUCAAUCCUAAUUGUUAUGCCAAAGUAAUGAUGGUUAAUGGAGACCACCGAAUAGGCAUUUUUGCUAAAAGAGCAAUCCAGACUGGAGAAGAGUUAUUCUUUGACUACAGGUAUAGCCAAGCUGAUGCCCUGAAAUAUGUUGGUAUAGAAAGAGAAAUGGAAAUCCCAUGAAUUUCAAACUGCCUCAGAUGAAAGCCAAUGGCAGCUGGUUUUGUAUUUCAGGAUUUCUAUGUACUGUAUGGAGAAACGUAUAUUUGAAGCAAUGCUGUUUUUUAAAAACAAUACUGUGACAAUAAUUUAUAAUAUAACAAAUUCCAAUGACCUUUGUAACAUUUUUAAAAGCUGCCAGGUUUUUUUAUAUUGUGCAUUGGCUAUACACUAGUGUGGUGAUCUGUCAGUGGAAAUAUAACAAAUAAAACUUGAAUUUUAAAAUG
Molecule: messenger RNA, 2921 nt
Organism: Callorhinchus milii (elephant shark)
Lineage: Eukaryota; Metazoa; Chordata; Chondrichthyes; Chimaeriformes; Callorhinchidae
Gene: ezh2
Product: enhancer of zeste 2 polycomb repressive complex 2 subunit
Exons: 21
Coding region: 370-2658 (762 amino acids)
Biological process (GO): chromatin remodeling
Molecular function (GO): histone H3K27 methyltransferase activity; protein binding
Source: RefSeq, a predicted model, not a curated record